AUGCGGAGCCGGUGCUCUGUGGCCCGCGCCCUGGUCCUGGCCGGCCUCUGGCUGGCCUCAGCCGGUGUCCCCCUAGCUCUCUCGGACGCUGGGCCACACGUGCACUACGGCUGGGGCGAGGCCAUCCGCCUGAGGCACCUGUACACCGCCGGCCCCCACGGCCCCACCAGCUGCUUCCUGCGCAUCCGUGCCGACGGCGCGGUGGACUGCGCGCGGGGCCAGAGCGUGCACAGUUUGGUGGAAAUCAGAGCGGUCGCCCUUCGGAACGUGGCCAUCAAGGGCGUGGACAGCGUUCGUUACCUCUGCAUGGGAGCUGAUGGCAGAAUGCUAGGGCUGCCUCAGUACUCGGCCGAGGACUGUGCUUUCGAGGAGGAGAUCCGACCCGAUGGCUACAACGUGUACUGGUCCAAGAAGCACCAGCUCCCCGUCUCCCUGAGCAGUGCCAAACAGAGGCAACUGUACAAGGAGAGGGGCUUUCUGCCCCUGUCCCACUUCCUGCCCAUGCUGCCCAGGAGCCCAGCGGAGCCCGAAAACCUCGAGGACCAUUUGGAGUCUGACACAUUUUCUUCACCCCUGGAAGCGGACGGCAUGGACCCUUUUGGAAUCGCCAGUGAACUGAGGCUGGUGGAAAGUCCCAGCUUUCAGAAAUAACUGAGGUUCUGGCCUCCCCCUGCCCUUAGAG
Messenger RNA from Hipposideros armiger (great roundleaf bat), 682 nucleotides. It is a transcript of the gene FGF19, whose product is annotated as fibroblast growth factor 19. Gene Ontology annotation, biological process: fibroblast growth factor receptor signaling pathway. Gene Ontology annotation, cellular component: extracellular region. Gene Ontology annotation, molecular function: growth factor activity; fibroblast growth factor receptor binding. The transcript has 3 exons. The record is from RefSeq and is a predicted model, not a curated record. The coding region runs from base 1 to 651 and encodes 216 amino acids. Lineage: Eukaryota; Metazoa; Chordata; Mammalia; Chiroptera; Hipposideridae.